AUGUGACUGAUAACAAGAUCACAUCUGAAUCACUUCCGAUGAAUGAAUUUGAAACCCUCACUGCCAAAUUCCACUUUGUUGGACUUCCAGGAUCAGAGAGAUUAAAAUGAACAGGAGCUACUGGAGAGAGCAACAAAGAAGGAAUUUCUAUCAACUGUGGACUUGCAAGAUGAAAAAUUGUUUUACUAGGCUAUCAUUGGCACUUGGCAAUGUAUUAAGUACCCUGGGAGAUAAGAGUAAAGAGGCCACUCAUGUACCCUAUCAGGAUUCCAAACUAACAAGGACCCCCUGGGGGAAAACAGCUAAUUACCAGGCAGACUUAGCCAACAUUACUUGUGAAAUUGCGAUAAAGCCAAAGCUGAUGGAUGGACUCAAAAACAGUCAGCGAAGGCUGCAGACCCCGAAGAAGCAGUACGAAGAGAAAGUAAUGAUGCUGCAGCGUAAAAUUCGGGAUACUCGGCUCGAAAGAGAUCAAGUGCUUCAGAAUUUAGGCCUGGUGGAAUCUUGUUCAGAAGAGAAAGCCAAAAAAGUUAAAUCUGAAUAUAAGAAGCCACAGACCAUGAGUAACUCCAGACUGCUCAGAAAGAGCAUGCACGUGUGCUGAAAAGUCAAACUCAAUAUGAAAGACAGCUGAAGAAAUUGCAGCAGGAUGCGACAGAAAUGAAAAAGGCAAAGGUAUGCUUAAUGAAACAAAUGAAAGAAGAACACGAUGACAGAAUCUCGAAGAAACCGAGAGAUUGCGCAGCUUAAAGAAGACCAACAGAAACGAGACGUGGGUUGGAGGAUUUUUAACUCUAGGACACUGCUAUCAUUGUGUUAGUGGAAUCAAGCACUUAGAACGGUGCUUUGCACAUACAUCAAUUCAGGCUUUUGGAAGCUCAGAAAAGAAAUCAAGAAGUGGUUUCUUCGACAUAAAACCGAAGAGGUAACAGCUCUUUGGCCGCAAGUAAGACCCAUGUCUGAUAGAGUAGCGGGGAAGGUUAGUCGAAAACCGAGUGCCCCUGAUUCUCCUGCUCAAGACCCGAGUUCCACUGUAGCUGCCGGAGACCCUGAUUCGACUAAGGCUGGAUCCUAACAGAAAAUGAGAAUUCCUGUUGCAAGAGUGCAAGCACUGCCAGCAACUGCAGCCAGUGGAACCAGGAAGAAAUACCUGAAAAGGGGAAUGACCCGUCGAGCGCUCACGUCAAAAACUGUCCGGAUGAAGUGGCAACGACUUGAACGUAGGGUCACAGAGAAUGACAACUUCCGAUAUGGAGACUGAUAAUAAUGAUGGUAUUUGUUAAGCGCUUACUAUGUGCAAA
This is a messenger RNA of Tachyglossus aculeatus (Australian echidna), 1301 nucleotides long. RefSeq names its product kinesin-like protein KIF21A. The record is from RefSeq and is a predicted model, not a curated record. Gene Ontology annotation, biological process: microtubule-based movement; mitotic spindle organization. NCBI's taxonomy places the organism in Eukaryota, Metazoa, Chordata, Mammalia, Monotremata, Tachyglossidae. The coding region runs from base 107 to 604 and encodes 165 amino acids. The transcript has 8 exons. Gene Ontology annotation, molecular function: microtubule motor activity.